Molecule: messenger RNA, 5352 nt
Organism: Malaya genurostris
Lineage: Eukaryota; Metazoa; Arthropoda; Insecta; Diptera; Culicidae
Exons: 1
Coding region: 1-5352 (1783 amino acids)
Biological process (GO): DNA integration
Molecular function (GO): nucleic acid binding; zinc ion binding
Source: RefSeq, a predicted model, not a curated record
AUGAAUGAGCUGCGAAAAACCGGGAGCGACGAAACGCCACGUGUUCCAAGGGACCUGACCCCGAAGAAUCUCAACGAUUUUGUUCUUGAUACGACACCUGAAAGUACGGUCGCUACUCAAAAGGCAGAGCAGGCGAAAAAACUAGAAAAACGAAGGAUGGCACAGCAUUUGGAAAAGCUCGUGGAUCGAAGAGAUUUGGUGAUGCAAAAGUUCUACAGAAUACGAGAAGGUUUAAAAGCGCAGAACAUGAACGUUCACUGGCUCAAUUUGCAGCUCGAGACAAUACGUAAAUGUAACGAAGAAUCCGAGAAAGUGUAUGCUGAAAUUUGUGGACUGACGUCUAGAGAACAACGAGAAGAGCAUAUGCGAGAGUACUUACGCUGUGAAGAUAUGUAUAGUGCCUUAUAUGUUGACAUUCAGACGAAAAUGUCGCAACGAAAGGAAGAGGCCAACCAAGUCAAACUCGAUGCAAACGCUAUCCCUUUUCAUCCGCAGCAACCAAACGCAGUGAAUGCAUCUGGACCACACCUGCAAGUGCCGCUUCCGACAUUUGAUGGGAAUCUUGAAAAUUGGUAUUCCUUCAAAUGCAUGUUUCGCACGAUCAUGAGCAGAUAUCCAAACGAGUCACCAGCUAUCAAAUUAUAUCAUUUAAAAAACUCGUUGAUCGGAAAAGCUGCAGGUAAAAUUGAUCAAGAUGUGAUAAAUAAUAAUAAUUAUGAUACGGCUUGGAAGAUGCUUGAAGAUACAUAUGAAGACGAACGACUUAUAAUCGAUACGCAUAUUGAUGCUCUUCUCAACUUGCCAAGAAUGACGACGGAAUCCAGCGAGGAUUUACGUAAGCUAAUUGAUGCUACCACGAAGCAUGUCGAUGCGCUCUUGAGCCGAGAACUUGCUGUUGAGGGACUAGCAGAAAUGAUACUCAUUAAUUUGAUAUCCAAACGACUGGAUAAAGACACCCGAAAACUAUGGGAAUCGCAACUACCCAAAGAAGAACUACCGUCAUACACAGACUUGAUAGAUUUCCUUCGUGAAAGGAGCCGCAUUUUGCAAAAGUUAAAGGGUUAUUCUGAGCAGCGUGCACCAGUGGGAAUGUCAAAACGAGGAAAAGCAGAACAGAGUUUACCAGCAAAGAAUUUCAGCCAGACGACAAAGGAGUCCUGUUACUGUUGCAAUGGCGAUCAUUUAAUUUAUAAAUGCAACGAUUUCAGGAAACUCGAGUUAUCUGAUCGCUACUCGCAAGUAAAGAAAUCCGGUCUCUGCUUCAACUGCCUACGUCGAGGUCACCGUACUACGGACUGUAAGUCGGAGCAGUCUUGUAAAACAUGCGGAAGAAAACAUCACAGCCUUCUUCAUACGGAGAAAAUUGAACCAUCGAAAUCGCAGAAGGAAGACCCAAAGCCAUCGACGUCGACCUCCGAUGAUAACAACGCAACUAACGUACAACAGUCAAGAUCAGUGAACUGUUCCCAGUCUUCAUUGACAAGGAGGCAAAUAGUACUAUCAACCGCUGAAGUGCUAGUGUGUGGUUCGGGAAACUCAACGUGGCCGUGCCGUGCGCUUUUGGAUUCAGCGUCUGACUCGAACGUCAUGACAGAAAAACUUGCGAAAAAACUGAAUAUUCAAUUAGAAGAUGUGAACAUUCCAAUCAGUGGACUCAAUAAUAAUGAAACUCACGUGAAGUUCAAAGUGCAAACGAAAAUAAGAUCGCGUGUCAGUACGUUCGACGCCAUUUUAGAUUUCUUGGUGGUUCCAAAGAUCAUCACCAAUCUACCGACCGUCGAAAUGGACAUCCGUACGUGGCCGAUUCCUAAGGGAAUUGCGCUAGCCGAUCCGUCAUUCAACAUUCCAGACGAAAUUGAAAUGAUAAUUGGAGCCGAACUGUUCUUUGACCUACUCAAAGAAGGUCGAGUGCGACUCGGAAAAUCAAUACCUACACUGAUUGAUACACAGCUUGGGUGGAUCGUAAGUGGACCAGCACCGGCUGGUAAAAAGAAACUAGAACACACUUGUCAAGUGAAUGUUAGCAACGAUGAUCUCAAUCAAACGCUGACACGUUUUUGGGAACUGGAAACCUGCCAGGAAGCAUCACCUUUGACAGCGGCAGAACAUGCCGUUGAAACACAUUUUGAUAGAACGUUCACUCGAAACAAGCAUGGCCGCUACACCGUUAGAUUGCCAUUCAACGAUAGGAAAAGUCAACUAGGCGACUCCUUUGCAAUGGCAAAGCAUCGAUUUGACAAGCUAAUGCGAACAUUUAUCAAUGAGUCGAAGAAAAUCCGGUAUACGGAAUUCAUGGCAGAAUAUUUAGCCCUUGGUCAUAUGGUGGAAGUCAACGACACUCCAACUGAUUGUUACUUUCUCCCUCACCAUGCUGUGUAUAAAGAAACAAGUAGCACUACUAAAAUCCGAGUAGUGUUCGACGCUUCGGCGAGAACCACGACAGGUUUCUCGCUGAAUGAUGCACUCGAGAUAGGUCCGACUGUGCAAAGUGAUUUAGUCUCAAUCAUCUUGCGUUUCUGCAGCCACCAAGUGGUUUUAACAGCUGAUAUCCCUAAGAUGUACCGACAAGUACAAGUCCACGAAAAUGAUCGCAAAUAUCAACGCAUCCUAUGGUUAAACUCUGAAAAUAAAUUAGGAAUCUUUGAACUGACAACUGUAACAUACGGUUGUGCGAGUGCGCCAUAUCUGGCUACAAAAGUGCUGAUUCAACUGGCAACUGACGAGGCAAGCGAGCUUCCGUUAGCAGCAAAUGUAAUUAAAAAUGACAGCUAUAUUGAUGAUUUCCUUACUGGAGGACAAUCGGCAGCAGAAGUGAUCGAAGUUUACCGACAGCUUUCAGAGAUUCUGAAACGAGGUGGAUUUGGGGUACAUAAAUUCUGUUCAAACAGCGAAGCAGUACGAAAUUGCAUUCCAGCAGAACUCCAUGAAACACAGAUGAAUUUUGAGCACUCUGACAUCAAUAACACCAUUAAAACGCUUGGUCUUAUUUGGAAUCCGCGAGAAGAUUAUUUUAUUUUCCACGUAAAUUCACUCGACCCGAAAUAUGAAUCACUGCCAACAAAACGGAGUGUACUGUCCGACAUCGGCCGUUUAUUCGAUCCAUUAGGAUUUCUUGGUCCUAUUCUCACUACGGCUAAAAUUCAGAUGCAAGAUCUCUGGCGACGGGGGCUUGACUGGGACGAAGCACUCCCAUCAGAAGAACUUAAAAUGUGGACGGCAUUCCGACAACAGUUGCCGUUGGUUAACCAGAUGAAGAAACCCAGAUGUGUGAUUGAAAAUCAAGCUGAAUUUAUCGAGCUCCAUGGAUACUCAGAUGCUUCCAAAAAGGCAUAUGGCGCGGUUUUGUAUACCAGAUGCGUUUCAUCCGAUGGAAAGGUAAGCGUUCGUCUUGUUUGCAGCAAAUCCCGCGUCGCUCCGUUGAAGCCAUCCACUAUUCCACGGCUAGAACUAUGUGCGGCAUUACUGCUGGCUCAGCUAACGAAGAAAACUGUUUCUUCAAUGAAAAUUGCUUUUCGACGUGUGACACUUUGGAGUGAUUCGCAAGUGGUGUUGAACUGGUUGAAAAAGUCACCGCUUGCUUUGAACCAGUUCGUUUCGAAUCGUGUUGCAACAAUCAUCGAAUUGGUACCAGACUAUCAGUGGCGCUACGUUGCAUCCGAACAAAACCCAGCUGAUAUUAUAUCGCGUGGAACAAUGCCCUCCGAUCUUUUGAAACAAGAGUUAUGGUGGAAAGGAUCACCGAUGCUCUGGGCAACUGAGUUACAGCCUGGAAUCGGUUAUAUCGAAUUAGAUGACGCUGAACUUCCUGAAAUCAAAACUGCGACAGUGUGUGCGUCUGUUCAACAAACACCCACCAUUGAUUUUUCUCGUAUAAGUAAUUUUCGACGUCUGCAGCGAGCAUGGGCGUAUGUUUUGAGGUUCAUCAAUAACAUUCGCUUUAAAACAAGAAAUACAUCGCCACUCAGUGCAAAGGAAAUGAACGAUGGUCUUAUGAUAAUAGUAAAGCUGGUACAACAAGAAACAUUUAAAGAGCUUUUCAAGGUUUUGUCUAGCGGAUCAAAGAGAGGACAUGAACACAGCGGGUUGGCACCGUUCAUUGACCAGGAUGGCAUGAUUAGAGUUGGUGGACGGUUGAAGCAUUCAUCGAUUCCGUAUGAUGGGAAACAUCAACUCCUACUACCGGAAAAACAUCACGUGACCCGCAUACUUGUACGGCAAUUACACGAGGACUAUUUUCAUGUUGGACAGCGUGGGUUACUUUCUAUCGUACGUGAACGUUUCUGGCCUGUAAGAAUAAAGCAAAUCAUUAAACAAAUCAUUGGCAAAUGUUAUGUGUGCUAUAGACAUAAUCCUCGACCAGUAAACCAAUUUAUGGGAGAUUUGCCAGAUUAUCGUGUUACACCAUCAGCAGUGUUUUCAAAUACUGGAGUUGAUUACGCCGGUCCAUUCAUACUCAGGGAAAUUGGCAGAAAGACUACAACUUAUAAAGCAUAUAUUUCAAUUUUCGUGUGUUUGGCAACUAAGGCCAUCCAUAUGGAAUUGGUAUCGAACUUAACUACAGAUAAUUUUGUAGCUGCAUUGCAGCGCUUCAUAAGCAAACGAGGUAUGAUAAGCAAUAUGUAUUCGGAUAACGGAACAACUUUUGUCGGCGCCAAUCAUGAGUUGGUUGCACUGCGAAAACUUUUCGAGGAACAAGUACACCGCGACAAGCUGAACGACUUUUGUAUUGGAAAGGGUAUUCAAUGGCAUUUUAUACCUCCACGAAGUCCUCACUUCGGCGGUAUUUGGGAGGCUGGCGUAAAAUCGGCAAAGUACCAUAUGAAACGAGUCGUGGGUGAAACUAGGCUUACAUACGAGGAGAUGACGACGUUUUUAGCGCAGACUGAAGCAAUUUUAAACAGUCGACCAUUGUGCCCAUUAUCAGAUGACCCAAAUGAAGUUGCAGCUUUAACUCCGUCGCAUUUUUUAAUCAACCGAUCAGCUUUGAGUAUUCCGGAACCAUCAUACAAGGAAAUAAAGGUUGGGCGCCUGAGUCGUUGGCAGCAUGUCCAAUUAAUGCGAGAGCACUUCUGGAAACGUUGGUCAGCAGAAUAUCUUCAUCAUUUGCAAACACGACCAAAAUGGCACAGUGAAGUUAUCAACAUCAAAGAAGGAGCACUCGUGGUGUUGAAGGACGAUAAUGCACCACCAAAUCAGUGGCAUCUGGGACGAAUCAUAGCCACUCAUCCCGGGCGUGACGGAAUCGUACGAGUUGUCACCGUGAAGACCGCUGCUGGAGAAUAUCGCCGAGCUACAACAAAGAUUUGUCUACUACCGUCAGUUGAUUCGGAGGAAUCAACGGGGGGAGAAUGA